Molecule: messenger RNA, 2913 nt
Organism: Mustela erminea (ermine)
Lineage: Eukaryota; Metazoa; Chordata; Mammalia; Carnivora; Mustelidae
Product: spermatogenesis-associated protein 31E1-like
Exons: 1
Coding region: 143-2863 (906 amino acids)
Source: RefSeq, a predicted model, not a curated record
GCCCCAGCUCCAGCCCCUCCCUCUGACUCAGCCCCAGCCCCUCCCUCUGGACCAGCCCCAGCUCCCACCUCUAGCUCAGCCCCAGACCCAGGCAUGCCUUCCACCCUCUGUCCCAGUUGGACUUCCUUCUCUGCCACCGGAUAUGGGGAGCUGCGAGGUGUCUUUCCCUGUAGCCCAGAAGACACCAUCUUACAUGUCAACUGUCGUUCAAAACCUGGAAUGUCACUUUCUGAAGAAGCAACUAGAAAGCGGUGAGGUACCCCCUGUGGUGAAAAGAUCUCAGGAAGUCUUUAGCCAAGGUCCUCCCGACCUUCCGCAGGGUGGCCAGGCCCCCGAGGGCCAUGGGUCAGGCUCUGUCCUUCCUGGGAACUUGAUCGACUCUGAACUCCGGGAGCAACUGGAGUGGCACCUUUGGAAGAGACUCGUGAAGCAAGAAAGACGCCCACCCUACAGGAUCCAGCUAUCCCUGAAGGUACAGCCUCACCAAAAGUUCCAGAAGGUGCCCCAGGCUCGCAGCUGGCACAGUCCGAUGUCCGAGUCUGAGUCUGUGGAUGGAAGCUGCACACGAAGGCCUGUGCCAGGAAAAAGCCGGGGCAAGGAUUCAAGGUCCAGUGCAGGGAGGACCCGGAAAGAUCUACACAGGGGCACAACAAGCUCUCCAGGGAAGGCUCCAGGAAGAAAUCGUGAGGAGUCAGACACAGACUUGAGGCCCUCCACAAGCAGUGCAGAUGAGAUGCAUCCAGAAAAGGACCUGAGAGCCCAUUUCAGGAAGUUAGGGAAGUCCAGAGAGGGUCAGGUCCCUUUGGAUGUUCAUCCUUCCAGGCUCACUGCCCACCACGCCUCGGACCUUCCUGGAAAGCCAAGCCCUCAUGGGAAACCUGGAAAGCCAGCACUUUCCAAGUGUUGGGAACCCUGCAUGACCACCUCCCACAAUUUUUCCAUCCUCAGUCCGUACACUCAGCGGAUGCUAGAAGCACAUAUCAUAAGGUUUAGGGUGAAGCACCAGUGGGGCCUCCCACUCAAGGUUCUCAAGCCUAUAAACCUCUUCAAGUUGAAGAAGGGCUUCCUCCUCUCUCGGUCCUCCUGUCCCCUCUCCGCCUCCUGCGUAUCCAAGGCCAGCUCGGGGACCAAGUUCGUGGGAAGUUCUCCUCAGCCCUAUCAAGGGGAGGUGAUGAAAGAGUCUUACCCCACCUGGGAGGGUCCCCUUGGUGCUCCCCGGCCUAUGUGUGAGGAAAUCCAGCAGGCUCUAGAAGGGACAUCACCUGGGGGUGGCCCUCCGGCUGGACAGGAGGCCAGGCCAGCUUCUCGGACCUUCACAUACAGCUUUGUGGGCAGAAUCUGGCACAGUGAGACUGCCUCAAGGACUCUUAUGAACAGCACCUUGGAGUCAAGUCCAAGUCCAGCAACAGCCACGAAAGAGCCAAGGAGGGCGAAUGGGGGUUGGGCCUCACGGGACAUGACCGUGCUAGAGCUCAACUUAGAGCCCCAGGAUUUGAGUGCCAAAGAGCCCAGGGAGGCGGAGGAGAUUGAGGAGGUCCCUGCCUGGGGAGUCUCCUUAGAACCCCGUGUGCUGGUCAACAACCAAGGCUCCUGUGGCAAGCUGAGAAGAUCAGGGUCUUCAGGGAAAAGCGAUAGCCCCCCACCACCUACAAAGUUGGUAGCCCAAGACCCCAAAGAGCUAUGCCUUAAGGCACAGCAUAGGGGAUCAGAGCCCCAGAAGUUGAUGGAGACAGAGAACUGGCCUCGGGAUGCCACCCCCACUGUGCUCCUUCAAGACUGUGAGACAGGGGUCCUCCUUCAAGACUGUGCCACUGAGCAUCUCCUUCAAGACAGUCAGUCCAAUGUGUUCCUCGCUGCUGAAGUCUUGGCUUCUCAGGGAUCUCUGUCUGGCUUCCAGAGCGGUUCCAGUGAAGACACAUCUACUUCCCCGGUGCCACGUGGCCAAAGAUCCCGUGGCCAGAGCCCCCACAGGCAGCCGGGACCCCUGGGCCUGCAGCAUCAGUGGAAGAGCCUGAGCAGGUUAUGUGUCCCCCCCGAGGGGGGAGAGAGCUCCAGGAGGUCCCCCUCAAGAGAGCCUGCCAGAGAGUCAUCGGAACUGAAGCUCCUCCAGAUCAGUGAGGUGAGACGACCCGUCCAGAGCCAGGAGUCAGCAGAAGCUUCGGGAAGCAAGGCCUGUGAGAUCUCGCUGAAGAAGGAGGCGGCGCCUCCGGAAAACUACUUCAGGAGAAGGAUGAAACACCUGCUCCAGUGGUUCCUUCCCAGUAAAGGCAAAGGACUGGAAGAUUCCCUUCAAAAGGGCAAGUCUUCGUCAUCCCAGGGCCGUGGACAAGUCACAGGCAGGUCGGCCAUGGACAGCACUUCUGCCAAGGCUCAGGUGGUCGUGACUGCUGUGGGGCAGAUCCUAGAGGAGAAAAUGGUGCCUCACCAGGGACACAGGGCCCCAGAGUUCAGCUGGUGCCAAAAGGAUCUCCAGGCUUCAGCACACCCCAGUGUCUGCUACCACAGGGUCCUCUCCUACCAAGAGCAGAGGAGGGUGAUGAGGGAGACAGCCAGCCCACAGGGCACCCCCAGGGGCCACAGCUAUGCCAACAAGACAGAGUGGAUGGCGUGGCCCUUCCCUGCCAGGGUGCCGGGGGGCCCAGGCAGACCCUGCCAGUGCGGGUCCCUGGUGCCGGGCCCUUCAGGCCGCACCCUGCAGCCCCACUGCCCCAGGCACUGCCUCCUUCAAAGAUACACCGCACCCGGCCAGCCACUGUGUGCUGCUCACGCCUUUCCAGGGAGGACAACUUUCCUCCAAGAAGAAACGCAAACGGUGCAGAGAAAAACUUUUUUUUCUCACAUUAGCACAUCCCCUAUGGGCUAAUGGCUUCUCCGUGCCACAAUUUCUUUGCUUCCCCAAAAUACAUGUUCUUU